Molecule: messenger RNA, 2790 nt
Organism: Ictalurus furcatus (blue catfish)
Lineage: Eukaryota; Metazoa; Chordata; Actinopteri; Siluriformes; Ictaluridae
Gene: aasdhppt
Product: aminoadipate-semialdehyde dehydrogenase-phosphopantetheinyl transferase
Exons: 6
Coding region: 268-1152 (294 amino acids)
Biological process (GO): fatty acid biosynthetic process
Cellular component (GO): cytosol
Molecular function (GO): holo-[acyl-carrier-protein] synthase activity; magnesium ion binding
Source: RefSeq, a predicted model, not a curated record
UUCUGCGCAUGCGCAAACAGACACGCGCUCUGCAUUUCUGGUCAGUUUGAUGGAUGAUGUGUCUUUUAAAGUAAAUAUUAGAGAUGUGUAUGCUGUUAUGAGAUAAUAAGAGUCAGCUUUAUCAUUUAAAAUGCGCAAAAAAAGUGAAUCAAAACAAACUUUAAUGCUCGGGCGCGUGCAGGACCCAGUGAUGAAGGAUUGCUGUUGUGCUUCGGAAGACAGGAUAUAAAGGACUGAACGCGCGAGCGCUGUUGUUCGAGCCGGCUCAUGGAAGGCGCGCGCUGGGCUUUCCGGUGCGGCGCGUGGAGCCCGAGCCGGGCGGAGUGGCUGCUGGCCGCGCGCUGUGUUCAACCGGAAGAGAGAGACAGGGUCGGUCAGUUCAUGUUCGCCAAAGACGCCAAAGCAGCCAUGGCUGGGCGUCUGCUGAUCAGGAAGCUGGUGUGUGUGAAGAUGGGUCUGCCAUGGGACAGGUUCCGCCUGGACCGAACGCCCCGGGGGAAGCCGUACCUGGCCCACCCUUCCUCUGGCUCAGGCUCCGCCCCCUGGAGUUUCAACAUCUCUCACCAGGGUGACUUUGCCGUGCUGGCGGCGGAACGCGGGAGACAGGUGGGAGUGGACGUGAUGAAGACCACCAGACCAGGCAGCAGCUCUGUGCAGGAGUUCUUCCGCGUCAUGAAGCGCCAGUUCACCGAUUUCGAAUGGCGCACCAUCAUGUCUGCGCAGUCCGACUGGGACCAGCUGCACCUCUUCUACAGACACUGGGCUCUGAAGGAGAGCUUCAUCAAAGCGAUCGGCUCGGGGCUCGGCUUCAACCUGCAGAGGGCGGAGUUUCACAUUUUGCCCAAUCAAAUGCAGGAGGGGCGUGUCUUCUGCCAGACCAAAAUGCAUCUGGACGAGGAGGAAGACGAGGACUGGACAUUCGAGGAAUGUUUGCUGGACGAGCAUCAUCACGUCGCCGUGGCGCUGGGAAAACCUGACGGCUCCGUGGCGAACGAUGCUGGGAAUCCCGGAGAGGCCGCAUCCGUCGGGUUCACGGUCCUGAGCUUCGAUGAGCUGAUGGAGGAGGCCACGCCCCUUUCAGAUGAAGACCCCGCCUACUGGGAGAGUUUUAGGAGGAAACCGGAGGUACCGCUGCGGCAGAGUGACGGAUAGGAGGUGUAUAAACUUUUGGGAUAGAUUCCAGAUCCAUCACAACCCUGACCAGGAUGAACAUGGAUGAAUAAAUAAGAGUGUGCGUGUGUGUAAUAAACCAAGCUGUGGAGUACCAUGUGCCUCUCUUGGUCUCUGCAUCUCAUCCUGUUUCUUCCUUUCUCAGUCUCUCUCACUUUUCUUUCUUUUCGUCACCUCCUUUUGACAUUUAAGCAAAAACUGAGCUGUGUGUUUGUCUCUGUUGACUUUUAGUGCCAUGGUGUUCCUCUCUUUCACUCACACACACACACACGGUGUACAUAGACAUGAGAGACAACAGACUCACUCUCACACAGAGAGAAGAGCUCACAAAUGGGGGUCCAACCCCCAUUUGUACAGUAAAGUGUGUAUGUGUGUGUGUGUGUGUGUGUAUUUUCCCAUCUCGUCUCUUCUCUUCUCCCAUGAACUUUUUCCCUGUUACCACGGCAGCACAGCCUGUUACACCGAGGUGACUGGAACGUGAAGUGUUAGCCAACUGAGCUAAUCUCGUACAGUCUGACGGAGAGAGUGAUCGUGGUGUGGAUUGAGUGAGUGUGUGCGUGUUGAGGCGUGUUUCACUGAAGGCCACGCACUUACUACCGCACUCACUUAACACCCAAGCACACACACGGUAUGAGUGGUGGAACUGGGUGUAAUACAGCGCUUGGGUUGCCAGAGUAUGUUUCAAAUCGAAAUACUAUAAGUGAAAGUAAUGAAUGAAAUACACUCACACUUUCCACUUAUAAACCUGGCAAUCAUGCAAAUACAGGUCAAGCGCUUCAGAUCUCAUCAAACAUCAGAAUGGAGGGGAGGGUGUGUGUGAAUGUGAUCUCAGUGACUUUGAGCAUAUCAUGGAUGGGCUGGAUUGAGUUUUUCAGAAAAUAUUGAUCUGGAAAUUUCACACACGACAGGGUUGAGACAGAAUGUUGUCUCGAAAUAAACCUUUGGCGGUAAUUCAGCUCGUCAUGCUCGGAGAAGGAAGGGUCGUGUGUAUGAUCCCAAGAACACAGUACUCACAGCGAAGCAUGGUGGUGGGAGCAUCAUGAUACGGAGCUGCUUCUCUGCAAACGGUGCUGUGCUAUUAUACAUCAUCGUCGAAGGAAACUUGACCGGAGGAAAGUAUCGCACGUGAUGCCAUAGAGGAGAACUUCGUCUCGUUGGUCAAGAAACUGAAUCCGGGGAGAAGAUGGCUGGUUUAAUAAGACAACAACCCCAAACAUACAGCCAAAAUAUCUCGAGAAGGACUUGCAUGGCCUGGUCAAUCUCCAGACUGGAAUCUCACUGGAAAUUUAUGGAGGACUUUGAAACCGCGAGUCCAUCAGGGAGACCUUCCUAACCUUGGGGAAUUGAAGAUGAUUUGCUAAAUAAUGAUUUAAUUCCUACCAUAGGUGUCUCAAAGCUGUAAUUGCCAACAGCAGCACUAAUGCAACAAAAUACUAAUGUUAGUUUGUUUUGAGAGAAUACUUUUUUCCUCAUCAUUUUUUUAAAAAAAAAAUCUUUGUUUAUGCUUAUUAAUUCACACUUUUUUUUUUGUUUAUAUUUACAAUGCAAAGUGUAAGGACAUUAGGUGUGUAAAUUGAAAGUGGGUAUAUGUAUUAAAUAACAAACACAGCAGUGUCUGAA